Durusdinium trenchii is the source of this 1983-nucleotide messenger RNA. The record is from the annotation of a GenBank genome assembly. Lineage: Eukaryota; Dinophyceae; Suessiales; Symbiodiniaceae.
AUGGCGGAAACUACGAAGACGUUGGAGGAUGCCGCUAGCAACAUACAUAUACGAGCUAAAGAGGAACAACGUCAGCUGAGAGAAGCGAAUUCUGCCCUCAGCGAAGCGAACAAGGUAUUGAAAAGGGAGAAUCUGAUUGGGGCAUCACCAAUUGAUGGAAAGGAAAAGGUGAUGUUCGAAGAGAUUAAAGAGUUCGAGAAAAAUCAAAAGUUAAAAGGGCCCGAAAUUGGGCUUGAGCUGGUGUCUCGUUGCCUCCGUGCCUUCCCUAAGGAGACGGCCCCUGGUCCAUGGGGCCUUCGCAUCGUGUAUCUCAAAGAAGCAUGCGUGGCUGGGGGCAGCGAGGCGCUUAUGACGCAGUUGACGGCAGUUGUCAGCUUGCUGAGUCAAGGUCGUGCACCCGCCUUUGUUGCGUCUGUCUUGGCUGGGGCAGGCUUGGUGGCGCUCCCCAAACCCAAUGGCGGAGUCCGGCCGAUAGCAGUUGGGGAAAUCCUACGGCGUCUUGCCGGGAAAUAUUUGAUGAGCCUGGUGCGCGAGGAUGCGCAAUCCUAUUUUUGGCCAGCGCAGGUCGGAGUUGCUGUUCCGGGAGGUGCCGAGAAAGCCAUCCACACAGUGCGGGCCUGGCGCCGGCGGCACUGGAACUCUCCUCACAAAGUGGCCCUCAAAUUGGAUUUCAGCAAUGCGUUCAAUACGGUCAGUCGCGCUGCUGUGUUGUCAGCCGUAUCGGAACAUUUCCCUUCCUUGAGCCGGUGGGCAACGUGGUGCUACCAACGCCCCACCCGGCUGCAAUUUGCCGAUUGGGUGGUCGAGUCCAAAGCUGGGGUUCAACAAGGUGAUCCUUUGGGGCCUCUGUUUUUCCCAGCAGCCAUCCAACCCCUCGCCCAAGAUCUUCGCAACACUGGCUUGGACCUUGCAGUGCACUAUUUGGACGAUGGAAUCCUGGCGGGGGACGUGGCUGCGGUAAGCCAAGCGCUCCGCCUGGUUGAAGCCCGCGCGGCCAACAUUGGUUUGAUUUUGAAUUUGGCGAAGAGUGAGCUAGUUGCAGUUGGGGCCGUUGACAUCGCUGCUUUGCAUUGCCACUUUCCUGACAGCCUGCUCCGCGACACAGGAGGGGCCAGCAAAGUGCAGCGCAAUUUCGAGCUGUUAGGAGCCGCCAUUGGGAAUGAUGCCUUUGUCCGUGCCUAUACCGCUGAGAGGGCCGCCAGAGCUGGAGACCUUUUUGACUCUUUGGGGGAGAUGGAGGAUCCACAGACCAUGGCCUUAGACAUGUUUGAUGGCAUGCUUCGCCGGAGCUUUGGGGACUUUACAGGUUUGCACCUUACGGCUGAGCAAUGGAUACAGGCAUCGCUGGGGUUGGCUCAAGGGGGCCUUGGGCUUCGCUCCACCUCCAGGCACGCCGCUGCGACUUUCUUGGCAUCGCGGGCGUCGACUCUGACAUCUGCCGCCGAACUAGAUGGCGGAUUCUCCAUCGACGAAGCAAAAGCUUGCCCAGAUGUUUGCGCUGCCCUUGCCGCCUUCAAUACCCACCUCCCACCAAGUCAAGCCAUCGCUUUAGAUGCUGCCUUAGCCCACAAACAAAAAGCUUUAUCGACGAUGCUGGACUCGGCGGCGUGGGAUACGCAGCUGGCCCAGAGUGCCAUUGCCGGACGGACGACGCUGCUUUCUGAAGCUUCUAUUGGUGGCAGGGCUUUUCUCAAUGCCCUGCCCAGCGGGCGAAUGCAAAUGGAACCGGUUGCUUUUCUGUCUGAACUUCGUGUCCGAUUGCAGGUCCCUGACGCCACCUCCGACACUUGGUGCCCCUUGCGCGACGCAGUCUUGGACCACCACAGCCACCACGCCGGGACGCACACAGCGGCACCACGCGGUCCGGGAUCUGGUGCAUGCCUGGUGUCAACGUGCUGGACUGCUCGCCGCCCAGCUGAUGUGUAUUUGCCCACCUUUGCAGGGUCUCCUAUUGCCUUCGAUUUCGCCGUCACGGCGCCCUAG